CUACGAACAGUAUAUAUAUGUGUGGGUGGCUGUAAACAACGCUAGUGUGACGUGGCAGUCACUCUCAUGGCAGGUGAGGUACGACAGGCAGGAGCAGGAGAGACCCCAAACCGUGACACCUUGGCUACCGAUUUGACGACAAGCUAUUAGGUCUCACUGCUUUCAAGGUUUCCGGCGACCAUAUGCCGCUCAGCUUCGAGGACGCAAGAAGGCCAAUCGAGAAUCACAAGCGACAUACGCUGCUUGGGGACCGGGUCCUCGAUCUGGCUCUGUGUCGAAGUUGGUAUGAGAGCGGGCGAACUCGACUGGGCUGGCUAUGCUGCGAUAGAACGUCUCGUAACACGACUGGCCUUGGCUAAGAUGGGUCGCAAAAUCAAUCUCGAGCGGACCGUUUUGACAGAGUCCAUUGUUUCUCCGGACAUGCUAGCCGAGGCUUUCGAAGCUUUGAUAGGCGCCAUUUAUGUCGAUUCGCGUGACAAUCUCGGCACGGUUCAAGAUGUCCUCAAGACUGUCGGGUUCAAAACUGUAGCUUCCUCCCUCGUAUCACCUUUGGCCCGAGACAGUCAUUCGAUGACAGCGACAAAAGUAGGAACACAGUCCGGAUCAACUGCGGACAACAAGGUCCAGUCAGCCGAAAACGUGGGCUUGAAGUCUCAGUCCGAACCAU
Macroventuria anomochaeta is the source of this 667-nucleotide messenger RNA. RefSeq lists its product as uncharacterized. The annotation marks the transcript as partial. Lineage: Eukaryota; Fungi; Ascomycota; Dothideomycetes; Pleosporales; Didymellaceae. Gene Ontology annotation, biological process: RNA processing. The record is from RefSeq and is a predicted model, not a curated record. The transcript has 2 exons. Gene Ontology annotation, molecular function: ribonuclease III activity.